AUGGCAGCAGUAGCAGUAGCAGAAGCAAAGGUGGCGGUAGCAAAUGCACCACCAGCAAAUGCACCACCAGCAAAUGCACCACCAGCAAAUGCAGCAGCAGCAGCAAAUCUAGCUACUCUACGUGACGUGAUUAUCGCAGCAGUAAAGCAGGAGGCACCAAGCAGCAUAUCUAGCUACUCUAUGUCACGUGAUUAUCGCAGCAGUAAAGCAGGAGGCACUAAGCAGCAUAUCUAG
This is a messenger RNA of Lodderomyces oxycetoniae, 234 nucleotides long. RefSeq lists its product as uncharacterized. Lineage: Eukaryota; Fungi; Ascomycota; Pichiomycetes; Serinales; Debaryomycetaceae. The transcript has a single exon. The record is from RefSeq and is a predicted model, not a curated record. The coding region runs from base 1 to 234 and encodes 77 amino acids.